This is a messenger RNA of Eubalaena glacialis (North Atlantic right whale), 3318 nucleotides long. Its product is annotated as protocadherin-8-like. Gene Ontology annotation, cellular component: plasma membrane. Gene Ontology annotation, molecular function: calcium ion binding. Gene Ontology annotation, biological process: homophilic cell-cell adhesion. Lineage: Eukaryota; Metazoa; Chordata; Mammalia; Artiodactyla; Balaenidae. The record is from RefSeq and is a predicted model, not a curated record.
AUGUCUCACUGGAGGCUCAGAUUCCCCACUGACACUUUACACAGGGCUGGACUGGGGUCCCUGUUACUUCUGCUGCUGCUUCUGGUGUCAGGGUCUUGCACGGAAACUGUCAAUUUCCUCACCUACGAGGAAGAAGCCCUCGGCACCUCCAUCGGUGUUAUGUCUGACCACAUCCUGUUUAAUUCCCAGCGCGAGGUGCCAGGCCAGUUCCGCCUGGUUAAGUUCAACAGCUCGCUGAUCCAGGUGCAAGAGGGUGAUGGGCAGCUGACCGUCGGAGACGCGGGCCUGGACCUCGAGCGGCUGUGCGGCCAGGCCUUCGACGUGGUCAGCUUUUGGCAGGAGCGGUUCCGGCUGGUGCACGUGGAGGUGGAGGUGAGGGACGUCAACCACCACGCGCCGCGCUUUCCCCGGGCCCAGAUCCCCGUCGAGGUGUCCGAGGGCGCGGCCGUGGGCACGCACAUACCCUUAGAGGUGCCGGUGGACGAGGACGUGAGCGCCAAUGGGCUGCAGAGCGUGCGCCUCGCCGAGCCGCACAGCCCCUUCCGCGUGGAGCUGCAGACGCGCGCGGACGGUGCCCAGUGCGCCGACCUGGUGCUGCUGCAGGAGCUGGACCGCGAGAGCCAGGCCGCCUACAACCUGGAGCUGGUGGCCCAGGACGGAGGCCGCCCGCCGCGCUCCGCCACGGCCGCCCUCAGUGUGCGCGUGCUGGACGCGAAAGACCACAGCCCGGCCUUCCCGCAGGGCGCCGUGGCCGAGGUGGAGCUGGCGGAGGACGCGCCCGUGGGCUCGCUACUGCUCGACCUGGACGCGGCGGACCCCGACGAGGGCCCCAACGGCGACGUGGUGUUCGCCUUCGGCUCCCGUACCCCGCCCGAGGCGCGCCGCCUCUUCCGCCUCGACCCGCGCUCGGGCCGCCUCACCCUGGCCGGGCCCGUGGACUACGAGCGCCAGGACACUUACGAACUGGACGUGCGGGCGCAGGACCGCGGCCCCGGGCCCCGCGCCGCCACCUGCAAGGUCAUCGUGCGCAUCCGCGACGUCAAUGACAACGCGCCGGACAUCGCCAUCACCCCGCUGGCCGCCCCGGGCGCGCCUGUCGCCUCGCCCUUCGCCGCCGCCGCCGCCGCCGCUCUCGGGGGUGCGGACGCGACCUCGUCGUCCGGGCCCGGGACGCCAGAGGCCGGCGCCAUCUCGCUGGUGCCAGAGGGGGCGGCACGCGAGAGCCUGGUGGCGCUGGUCAGCACCUCGGACAGGGACUCGGGCGCCAACGGGCAGGUGCGCUGCGCCCUCUAUGGGCACGAGCACUUCCGGCUGCAGCCGGCCUACGCGGGCAGCUACCUGGUGGUGACCGCGGGGUCGCUGGACCGCGAGCGCAUCGCCGAGUACAACCUGACGCUGGUGGCCGAGGACCGCGGCGCGCCCCCGCUGCGCACCGUACGGCCCUACCUGGUGCGGGUGAGCGACGAGAACGACAACGAGCCGCUCUUCACGCGGCCGGUCUACGAGGUGUCGGUGCGUGAGAACAACCCGCCCGGGGCCUACUUGGCCACGGUGGCCGCCAGGGACCCGGACCUGGGCCGCAACGGCCAGGUCACCUACCGGCUGCUGGAGGCCGAGGUGGGCCGCGCUGCCGCCGUGUCCACCUACGUCUCAUUGGACCCCGUCACUGGGGAGCUGUACGCACGACGGUGCUUUGACCGCGAGGAACUGGCUGAGCUGCGGCUGGGGCUGGAGGCGCUCGACGGCGGCUCUCCGCCGCUCCGGGGCCGGGCCGUGGUGCGGCUGCAUGUGGAGGACCAGAACGACCACGCGCCUCGGCUGGUGACCCCGCCACUCGUCAGUGACUCAGCCCAGGCCCCUCUGCCCCGGGACGCGCCCCUGGGCUACCUGCUGACCCGACUGCAGGCUAGGGACGCGGACCAAGACCUCAACGCGGAGCUGACUUACAUCCAGCUCCGCAGCGACUGCGGCCCCGGGGCGCUAGCGCUACACCCGGCCACGGGUGAGCUGUCCCUGCAGUGCCGCCUGUCCCCGCAGCCCGCCGACCCGCUAACGGCGGCCGUCGUGUGCACGGCCACCUUGCUCCUCGUGCCCGCGCACUCGGCGCCACCUGGCGGAGAGGUGGUGCUGGUGCCACGGCCGCCUCCGCCGGCAAACCAGGAACGGGAGGGACCCGCGGGACGGCGCACAGCGCAUGGAGCAGGGCGGCACCCUGACCUCUCCGUGGUUGUGGUCGGGGUUUUGACCGGAGGCUGCGGGCUUCCGCUGGUGGCCAUCGUCACCGUGACUUGUUCCUGCUCAGGCAAGGCUAGGACUUGGAGGAAGAGGCUUUGUGAGCACAGACAGAGCGGCUGCCAUGCGAGAAGUGGCCAGACUUGCCCAUGUUGCAGGACAUCAGGGGCUGACCCUGGGAGCUUCGACCCAAGGUUCUUCGUGGAGACACCGCCGCUUUCCAUUUCCUCAGAGGCGCAGGGGAACGAGUCUGCCGAGACUUCCCAGUCCGGGAACAGUGCGGUGUCCUUAUGUUCCUCACCUCGGAAGAGGAGCGGGAUCCCCUGGGCCCAGGGUUCCGUCUCAGGUCCUUUUCAUUCCCCAUUCCUGUGCGGAGAGGAUAAAUCUGCUGCAAGUUUAAGGAUCCUGGCUGAUGAGUCGGAUCAUGAAGCCAAGUGGCAGGGUGCAGGCAUGGGGGUAGGGGCCAUGAAGGUGGUUGAGGGGAAACACUCUAGCUGCUUCCAGACUAAGAAGGACCCUGGAGGGUGCACAUACCCUGCCUUCAACUCUCCAGACAUGGGAAACAAAUCCAUUGAACCAAAUAAGAUGAAGCUGCAAACCCUGGCUCGGGAUGCUCGUCAGGCAGCCGUCUCCCUGCUGGUUUCACAGAUUGUGGUGCCGAAUCCCAAGUCCAGGCUGUCCCACUACCCAGGCGAGUGCGAGGCCCAGGCCGCCGAGUACCACACACUCCUGCAGAAGCCUUCCUCCCCUCCCUACCUGAGCAUCCUGCAGGGUGCGGCUCAGCUGUCGUCUCCGAACAAGUUCCCCGAGUAUGAGUCGCAGUGUUUGAGUGAUAACCUAAACCUGUCUAAACUUUGUGAAGCAUUCAAGGCGAAGAUGGAAGGAGAUAGCGAGGGAGCUGGCAGAGGAGUGCCAGUGUGGGCACGGAUGUUUGUAUUUUCCACCAACUUUUCCAGGCUCCCGGAGGACAUCCGGCAGACCUGUGCUUUAGAGUUCAUAUUUGGAACUGCUUCUCCACAAAGAGGCUCUGUGAUCGAAGAAGAGCGCAAGGACUCAGAAAGUGCUUUGGUGGCCUCUAACUUGUGA